Molecule: messenger RNA, 1845 nt
Organism: Arachis duranensis
Lineage: Eukaryota; Viridiplantae; Streptophyta; Magnoliopsida; Fabales; Fabaceae
Product: protein RTF1 homolog
Exons: 2
Coding region: 1-1845 (614 amino acids)
Cellular component (GO): Cdc73/Paf1 complex
Molecular function (GO): RNA polymerase II C-terminal domain phosphoserine binding; DNA binding
Source: RefSeq, a predicted model, not a curated record
AUGGCGGACUUGGAGAACAUGCUUCUGGAGGCAGCUGGAAGAACCAGCUCCCCGCACAGAAAGCGCCACAAUAGUAAUAGUACUAGUAGUAAGCCGCGAAACCAGAAAUCCAAACGAGGAGAUGAUGCUGGAAGUGAGUCCAGAGGGGAAGACUCCGACGCCGAGGGCGGCGGAGCAAGCAAGAAGAAGCCGCCAUCGUCAUCAAGGAACGUUCCUCUCAAGAAGAGGUUGGACCUCACCAAAACUGAGAGGGAAUUAGGCCAUGAAGGAGAGCUGUUGGAGGAUGAUGAUGAUGAUGAUGAAGAUGAAGAAUCUGAUGUUGGCAGUGAUCUCUACAAGAAUGAAGAUGACAAGCAGAGGCUAGCAAACAUGACCGAGCUCGAAAGAGAGAUGAUACUCUCCGAUCGAGCUGCCAAAAAAGGCGAAAAGGAGUUCAAAGAACAAUUAAGAAUGAAAAGGGACACCAACAACAAUGCUACUUCAAAGAACAUGAUCAAUCAUCAAUCACCUCUUCCACCACCACCACCACCAUCAUCUUCCUCCAAGGUUCGCUCCUCCACCAGACACGCCGAGAGGACCGCCGCCAAAGGCGAUGUCUUAAGCGAGUUGCGAGCCAAGAGGAUGAAGCAGCAAGUGGUAGACACUCACCAUGGAAAACCAUCAUCAUCAAGCACCAAUAAGGGGAUUCCAAUGAAGAAGAAAGCAGUAACUACUUCAAGUAGCUCAAGCCAGAGCGAGAGCGGUGACAGUGAUAGAGAUUCCUCUGAAGGGUUGGCUGAUAGUGACGAUGACGAUGACAAGAACAUGUUGAGAGAAUCAAACAUGCCAACGUUUGAAGAAAUCAAGGAAAUCACCAUUAGGAGAUCGAGGCUUGUGAAGUGGCUGAAUGAACCAUUCUUUGAAGAGUUAAUUGUUGGGUGCUUUGUUAGAAUUGGGAUUGGAAAAUCAGAGAGUGGAGCUGUUUACAGACUCUGCAUGGUUCAGAGUGUUGAUUGUGGCGAUCCAAAUAGGCACUACAAGGUUGAGAACAGAAUCACUCACAAGUACCUUGUUUGUGUUUGGGGAAGUGAAAGCUCUGCCAAGAGGUUCCAAAUGGCUGUGGUUUCGGAUUCUUCGCCAUUGGAGAAAGAGUUCAGGCAAUGGGUUAGGGAAAUUGAGAGAAGUUGCAGCCAAAUGCCGAGUAAGGCGAGUGUUUUGGACAAGAGAGAGGCCAUUAGAAGAACGAAUAACUAUGUCUACUCUGCAGCCACUGUGAAGCAGAUGCUGGAGGAGAAGAAAGCCGCGCCUACUCGGCCGCUUAAUGUCGCGGUUGAGAAGGACAAGCUGAAGAGGCUGAUGGAGGUAGCAAAGAGCAAGAACGAUGAGGCCGAGGUGCAGAGGAUCUGCGCCAAGCUCCUGGAAUUGGACGCGGCACGCGAAGCCAGGGAUAAUGACAGCAGGGCUAAAAGAUUAGCUGAGAUGAACAGAAAGAACAAGGUUGAUAAUUUCAAGAACUUGUCAAACAAGAAGAGAGUUGAAGAACCAAGUGUGUCAGCAGGUAAUGCUGUUGGGUUUAAAGCCACAGAAGCAGCACUGGAAGCUGCUGCAAGUGCAGGGAAAUUGGUGGAUACUUUGGCUCCGGUGGAUUGCGGAACAGAAUCAAACAUGAUGCAUGAUUUUGAGUUGCCGAUUUCACUGGCUGAACUUAAGGAUUUGGGCGGACCACAGGGAUUGAAGAAUGGGUUCUUGGCAAGGAAACAGAAGAUAGAAGCAACGGUUGGGUUGCAGGUGCCUGAAAACGAUGGAGGUAGGCAUGCUCUCACAUUAACUAUCAGCGACUACAAGAGAAGAAGAGGGCUGUUGUAG